AUGAGACGGAAGAUUGCUGCACAAAAGGCACAAGGCGACCUGGAACGCUACCAAAAGUUGUUGUGGGAUCUCUUGAGAUACCUGCGCACGGCCAACGAUGAAAAGGUUUACCGAGUUCUCGAAACAAUACGGAAUGGUGGUGACGUUGAAAACAUGGAGAAGGACAUUGCCAUGAUCAUCCAAGCAGCUUCCGCCGAAGGCUUACCCAUUGAAGAUACUGCAAUGGACGCCAGCGAGGCCCGCAAGGACUCCCGGAUAAGCGUGGAGGGGCUAUGUGAUAGUCCUUUGUUCCAGGUACCGUGCAAGCCUUGGACUAACGUCUCAAACGACGACCACCUCAUCUCUGGGUUGGUAUCUUUAUACUUCACAUGGGACCACCCCCUCAUGCAGGUAGUUGACCAGGAGAUGUUUCUGCGCGAUAUGAGCGCGGGUGAUUUGAGCUCAGAACUCUGCUGCCCUGCUCUGGUGAAUAGCAUUCUAGCGGUGGCCAGCACAUACUCGCCUUAUCCUGAAGUGUACGCUGUUCCUGGUGAUGUAGCUUCUCGAGGCCAGCACUUUUUUGAAGAAGCCGAGAUCCGCUGGAAAGCCGAAGAAGGUCGGCCCUCGUUAGCCAACAUUCAGGCUCUGGCGUUAAUGAGUCAUUAUUUGAAUCUCCAGGGAAAGGAUAAUGCUAGUUGGCUUUAUAUCAGACAGGCCGUGCAGCUUGGGCAAGACAUUGGCCUAUUCAAUCUACCAAAAUCAGGACAUGGUAAUUGGGACCGAUUGCCAGAUCGUAUCAGGCAUUCCAGUGCGCGGACCGCCUGGAGUCUCUUCGUAUUGAACUCGCAGUUAUCCCUGGAAUCUCGCAAGUCAGCGAAUCUAGGAGUACCCAGGCUAUCAUUGGACCAAAUAGCUCAUCAUGAAAGAGACAUGGUUUGGGUGCCAUAUCACUCUCGCUCGAGCGAUGUAGAACUCCUCAGGAAGCCGGCUCUUCUUCGCGAUGUGAUGAUUAGACUGGUCGACCUCACUGAAACCGUCGUGGAGAUGCAGGACCUUUUCUUUGAGAAGGCGUUUGAUUUGAGCAUGAGCAUCGAUGAGAUGUGCAAAGAAGCCGAUGGAUUGCAUGGACGCCUUCAAGCGUUCCUCGAUAGAGUGGUGAUCACCGAAACGCCACCCGUCCCCCAAGUACUCUUUCUGCAUGUCAAAUGCAACCAAGUUAUCAUCAAGCUUUUUGACUUUCUCUCAGAGCAACGGAACUUCGAGACGUCGAUUGAACCCUCAGCCAUCGAACAAGCCAAAAUGGCCCGGAUCCGUGCUGCAAUUCAGGUUGCUCACUACCUCCAGGUAUACCGCGAGCAUUAUGAACUGCAACUGACGCCAAGUCUCAUGUUUGGGCCCGCGAAGUGCAGCGCCUUAACCCUUCUUCCAUUUCUGAAUGACGAAUUGGCCUACAACGCCUUCAAUGAGCUUGAUGACUUCCUCACGUCUUUCAGUCUGAGAUUCCCGGUCGCCAAAGCCACGAAAUGCGAGAUAGAUGCCUUUUUCCGUGACUCGAAUCUGUCAUCGCCGUUCGACUUCGCCGGGACAGCUGACCGUCGAAAUUCAGACUCUUCGUAA
Aspergillus mulundensis is the source of this 1596-nucleotide messenger RNA. RefSeq names its product putative C6 transcription factor. NCBI's taxonomy places the organism in Eukaryota, Fungi, Ascomycota, Eurotiomycetes, Eurotiales, Aspergillaceae. Gene Ontology annotation, biological process: DNA-templated transcription. The record is from RefSeq and is a predicted model, not a curated record. The transcript has 5 exons. Gene Ontology annotation, molecular function: DNA binding; zinc ion binding. Bases 1 to 1596 code for a protein of 531 amino acids.